AAUGGGUGGGGUUCCACUUGAUCAAAGGCCUACGCUUUGGUACACCACCUGACAAUUUCUCCUGAAGACCUGGGGAGUGGAGUCAGUGUGUUUAGGAAGAGGGGGAAAAAAAAACCAAAAAACCCUGAAAUCAUUUUCUGAGUCAGCUCUCUAGAAAACGGCCCUGCAUAGAACUUCUAAAGGUGAAACUGGAAAGACAAACUGGAGAAAUGGACCUGAAAUCCAAUAUGCAAGAAAGCGACUGGUUCCAGAUGAGGCGGAGCAGAAGGGCUGCUGACGCGUGUCUAGACCUGAACAGCUACGGAUUAACAGCAGUGGAUGCGAAGGAAGCUGCUUCGCUUCUGCCUCUCCUCUCAGACUUGGAAGAAUUGGACGUUUCCUGGAACGACUUUGUCAGCGGAACCCUCCACUCGUUCACUCAGCAAACGCAUCCUGUCAGGAAGUUAAAAGUCCUGAGGCUAAGUAGCUGCAGACUUACCACUGAGGACCUUCAAACACUAGGAGGCGCUCUUGAGAUGAUUCCUGACCUGGAAGAACUGAGUUUGUCCUGGAACAGCCAAGUGGGAGGAAAGUUGCCUCAGGUUCUCCACACAUUCCAACAAGGGAGCAAGAUCCGAACACUUGAACUUGUGGACUGUGCCCUCACGCCACAGGAUGGAGAGUUUGUGGGUCACUUGCUACCUAAGCUUCAGAGCCUCGAAGUAUUUGACCUUUCCAACAACAGAAAUAUUGGCAGCAGUCUAGACAUCAUAGCAGAAGGAUUAAAAAGUACUUCAGGCCUGAAGAUAUUGAAGUUGCAUUCCUGUGGAUUAUCCCCGAAGAGUGUCAGAAUAUUGGAUGGCGCCUUUGCAUCCUUGGAUGUGCUGAGGAUACUGGACCUCUCCUGCAACAAGGAACUGGGUAGAGGCUUUGAGGAGGUGCCUGCUCGGCUGGCUUUACUGAAGCAGCUGGAAGUCCUAGACCUUCACCAGUGCUCGCUGACAGCCGAAGACGUGACGUCACUGACUCAGAUUGUCCCUUUACUCUCCAACCUGGAAGAACUGGAUUUGUCGUCCAACAGAGCCUUGGGCGGCUCCUCGGAGAGCCUACUGAGCAGACUCCGGUUUUUACCAUCACUCAAGUCCUUGCUGAUUAACAGUUGUGUUUUACAGCGUGAGAGCUUCACAGCCCUUGCGGAAGCCUCUGUGUACCUCCCUGCCCUGGAGAUACUCGACCUUUCCUGGAAUAAGUGUGUUGGUGGGAACCUGGAGCUGCUUCAACAAACACUACAUUUAUCAAGGUCCCUUCGAGAGCUGCGACUGAGCAGCUGCUCCCUGGUGACGGAGGACGUGGCUCUCCUGGCCUCAGUCAUGCAGACAGGGCAUUUGGCCACGCUGCAGAAGCUUGACCUGAGCUACAAUGACGGUAUCUGUGAUGCAGGAUGGGCCCUCUUCUGCCAAAACCUCUGCCGUCUUACAGAGCUCACUGAACUAGACCUUAGCCUUCGGCCCUCAAGCUCCCAAGAGUGUGGGCAGUGGUUUAGGCACUUGCUAUGUGCUGUAACCCAACUUCCUGUGAUCACCGGGAUAGAGAUGAGAAGAUGGGUCAUCCCAGCCCUCCAGGAAAAAGAACUAGACUGCUUUAUCCAGGACUGCAGAAGGGACAUCCGGUUUGACCACGGUGGGUUUCAGUGAGCUGCUUCAUAAGCAAUGAACAACCCCAGAGGAGGAGAAGAAUGCGAACAGAUCCUACCAUGAGCUGUGCUCAGCGUGUGGCUGUUUAGUAGCUUGUAUAGGGUAAGAUGUUUGUAACUAUAUCUAUACGACAAUGCUUGUCAACCUAGGGUCACGACCCCUUGGGAGGGUCAAAUGACCCUCUCACAGGGGUCACAUAUCACACAUUCCUGCAUAUCGGAUAUACACACUAUGAUUCACAACAGUAGAGGAAUUAUAGUUACAAAGUAGCAGCAAAAUAAUUUUAUGGUUGAGGGGUUCACCGCAACAUGAGGAACCCGGGUUAAAGGGUCAAAGCACUGAGGAAUUUGAGAACCACUGGCAUAUGAUAACCAAAUAUGGAGCUGGAAAGAUAGCUCAGGUUAGAAGUGCUUGCCACAUCAGCGUGAGAACCGGAAUCUGAUCUAAGUAGCACACAUAAAACACAAAGAGUGAUGGUGUGCUUUGAAUCACAAUGCAGUGGAGGCACAGACAGGCAGAUCCCUGAGGUGCCCCAGCUAGCUCGACUGUCAGUGAGUUCCAGGCUAAUGAAAGACCACGCCUCAGAAACCAGCUGGGUAGUGCGCUAGAGAAAGAA
This is a messenger RNA of Rattus rattus (black rat), 2289 nucleotides long. It is a transcript of the gene Lrrc31, whose product is annotated as leucine rich repeat containing 31. Gene Ontology annotation, molecular function: protein binding. The record is from RefSeq and is a predicted model, not a curated record. The transcript has 9 exons. NCBI's taxonomy places the organism in Eukaryota, Metazoa, Chordata, Mammalia, Rodentia, Muridae. The coding region runs from base 210 to 1673 and encodes 487 amino acids.